ACCUAUCUAUCUGUCCAGUCCGCAACAGCAUCCCGUCACCCAUCGUUUGCGCCAUCUCCGCGGGGAUUUUUUCUGUGGGAUUCACCCCUUGUUUCCUUGGCCCCAUAUAGCAGCAGGUGGAUCAGGGAUCCCCGCCCCAACCUCGCCGCUAGGGGCAACUUUAGCAAGAAUCCAGAACCGGCAGGGUGGCGCCGUCUUCAGUCUCCACCACCACCACCACCAGCACCGGAGUCGCAUGAUCUUAUCCUAAUCAGUUCCGUUGCACCGUGUCAAGCGGAAGUUAAGCAGAUCCGGUUUUGUGAUCAGUGAAAACAAUGGCUGCUGCUGAAGCAAGGGCUGCUUGGCAACGUGCCGCAAACCGCUGUGUGGUUCAGGAGGACAGAAAGAGAGCCCCCAAACUAGCUUGCUGCCCAUUAACAUCUGAGCAACAACAUAAUACCAACAACGGAAACUGUUCAACUUCAGAAGACCGUUCUAUCUCCAACUUUGUGCCUUUGAGUUGUAAUUCUAUUAAUUCUAAUCUGCCACAAGAUAUCAGAUGGUGGCUUCACUUACAGCCGAAUUUCGGGAUCCAGAAGGAUCUUGCUAGUGACCAACGAUAUUUAUUCAGCAGGGAGAUUGAUGAAAAGGAAGUGGAGGGUUCAACACCGGAGUCUAAACAUGAUGAACCAUUACUUUAUGAAACUGCAAAUCCUGACAAUAGUGAUGAUGGUUUUGGGCCUCCAUUGAUGAUUUCAACGGACUAUUGGAAGGAUUACUCUGAGACAGGCUCAGAGGAGUUGAAGAUCAUUGAUGGCUAUUUUCAAGUUCCUCUCAAGUGCAGAGGAAAUCUCAGCGUCAGCGACUGUUUGUGUGACAAUGAAAAAUUCCUGGAUUUCAAAAGUUCUGGUCCUCCACCUCCGAAGAACCCACCAAAGGCUAGUUUUGUUACUGGCACCUCUUGGAAAGAAGGUGAAAAUGCUCAACCAUGGUGGCAGAUCACUGAUGAGAAUGAGCUUGCUUCAUUGGUUGCAGAAAGAGCAAUGCAGAACAUCGAGAAUUGUGAUCUGCCAAGACCUGCCCAGACAGUUCGUGUGCAUGGGACAGAAUCACAUAAGCAAGAAAAUAUGGGCGAGUAUGUAGGGUCAUCAUCUCCCACAGGUAGAGUGUCACAUUCUUAUCCUGGGCAGUUAAAAAAUAUUCAGUCCAGUUAUAGCAGCACAGAUGAGUUGGAUUUGUCUAAUGAUGGAGUUUGGCAACAACAUGAAACAAAUAAUGCAUACAGGAGUGGCCAUGCUGAACCAGAAAGCAAACAGAAGUGCUCGAAUCCGUCGGAGCGGGCCCAGCUUUUGGAAGCACUUCGUCAUUCACAAACACGUGCUAGGGAAGCCGAGAUGUCUGCCAAGGAGAUGUACAAUGAGAAAGACGACGCCAUGCAGCUAUUGCUUCGACAGGCCUCACAUCUCUUUGCGUGCAAGCAGUGGUUAAAGAUAUUGCAGCUGGAGAACAUAUGCCUCCAGCUCAAGCACAAGCACAAAGGGCAUCAGAUAGCAACCUUGAUAAAAGAACUUCCAUGGUUGGCGCUGACUGAGAAGCCCGUGCCGGAUCAAGAGAGCAAAGAUUGGACAAAGAGGAAAAGCAAGAGGCAGAAGAAGGGAGGUGGCUUCUGCGACGCCCUGUUAUUUGCAUUCGGUUUAGGUCUUGCUGGUGCGGGCUUGCUUCUUGGCUGGACUCUUGGGUGGCUCCUGCCAAUGUUGUGAGUUCUCCCUAGUUCACCUGAGAAACUCUCUUAGCUAGGCAAAUAGUACAGUAUAUUUUGAUGUGCAACAGAGUGAAAGAAUCGAACUGAUAGACACCGAAACCAGUUGACUCUGUUGUUUUGGAAGCCGUGGUGGUUAGAACGCAAGGAUGUAUAUAUAUAUAUGUAAUUAUGUGUGAUGUUGUUUCCAG
Molecule: messenger RNA, 1929 nt
Organism: Lolium rigidum
Lineage: Eukaryota; Viridiplantae; Streptophyta; Magnoliopsida; Poales; Poaceae
Exons: 3
Coding region: 315-1739 (474 amino acids)
Source: RefSeq, a predicted model, not a curated record